Molecule: messenger RNA, 724 nt
Organism: Clunio marinus
Lineage: Eukaryota; Metazoa; Arthropoda; Insecta; Diptera; Chironomidae
Source: the annotation of a GenBank genome assembly
CGAAACAUGGACCUAAUUGUGAAAAUCGUUUCGCUCUUCUUUCUAAUUGCGUUAGUAAAGUCAACACCAGUCAGCGAUGAUUUGAAACAUGAUUGCAUAGUUUCAUAUUUGCAAUCAAAAUCAUUCUAGGACGAUAGCUUUGGAAAACCAUCAGAGCAUGCUGAUUGCUCAACCAUCAUAACAGAACAAAAACAAAAGGCAGUAGAAAAAUCGGUUAAAGAAAAUAAUGAACCAAACAAAUUUGACUCUAAAUGUGUGGAAGAAAAGAUGACUGAGAAGCACUUUGCAGAUUUGGAGUUUAAAAAGAAAUUUACCAAAGUGCAAGCCAUUUAUCAUCAGAAUUAAAGGAAGAAAAGGUAAAAGAGAUCAAUCACGAAAUUGCAGAUCUUUUCGAAUCGGAUGUUUCAAAUUGCUUUAACUUUGGUGAAUUGUUUAAAGCUACCCUCGCGAAUGGUCGAACAAAAAUGUCAGCUGGUAAUGAACGCAGUUAUUGCUUAUGUCGUCGAUCAUAAUCUGAUUAAUACAAGCGAGUAUCAUGUGAUUCUAAAUCCAAAAAAUCUUGAUAUAAGUGAAGUUGAUUGUGAUGCUGAAAUAGAAGAUGAAAGGAAAUCAAUGUUGUCAGAAUUCAAUCCAAAAGUUCCAAUUCAUAAGUGCACCUUAGAAAAAUUUAAAGAAAUACGUUUCUUCGACAACAUGAUUCGAAAUAUGAUUCUGGGAGAAUUGG